AUGGAAAAAUUGAAGGAGGAGAAGGUCUCGGAGUCGGACACGAUCCAGAUCCCAGCUGAUGUCCUUAUAGAUAUAUUCUCUCGAAUCCCGGCAAAGUCAAUAGCUAGGUUACGUUGCGUAUCUAAAUUAUGGAGAUCCAUACCUGUCCUUCCUGGUUUCACUGAGCUGUUCCUCACCAAGUCUUUGCCUCGUCCACGUCUCUUGUUCGCCGUCGUAGUUAACGGAGACUUAUUGUUCUUCUCUUCACCUCAACCUCAGAAUCCAGCUUACAACUCUUGUCUUGUAGCCACCCGUUACAAGUGUUUUCCCUCACAUCAUCCAUCUGUAAUAUGUCCUCCGCUCCGUGGAUUAGUAUUUCAUCGUGGAACGGCAGGAAAGGAGCGGGUGAUCUGUAAUCCCGCCACGGGAGAGUCCAUAACCUUACCAGAAGUGAAAGCCAAGUGUAUUAGUGGGGAAAACUUUUUUGGGUAUGAUCCCAUCAACAAACAGUUCAAAGUCUUGUGUAAGAUCUUGUCACGUCAUGGAGGAGGAGGAGCCAAUACUCAUCGGGUUUUGACAUUGGAGACUGGAAAACUUAUAUGGAGAAGGACGAUGGAAUGCAAACCCCAUUCUGAUAGAUAUGGUGAAAUAUGCAUAAAUGGUGUUUUGUAUUACGGAGCUCACAUUAAGGGAUCUUGUGUGAUAGUUUGUUUUGACUUCUGCUCUGAGAAGUUCAGCUUUGUUAAGAUACAUGAAGAAAUGUCAGAUGGGACUCUGAUCAACUACAAAGGUAAAUUAGGGGUAUUAUUAGUAAAACAUGGGUGUGAAGUUGUGUUGUGGGUUCUAGAAGAAGAUAGUGGAAAACAGAUAUGGUCGGACAAAGGUAUAAGCGUAGGGUUAAGCUCAUACGGCGAGAUCGGGAAAGAUAUUCACAUUGUUGGAAUGACUGAAGCUGGUGAAAUUGUGUUUUCGCCGUACAGUCAAUCAAACCCUUUCUAUCUUUUCUACUUCAAACUCGAGAGCAACACUUUUACAAAAGUCAAUAUUCAUAUGCAGGGGUUUGAAGAGUUUAAGGAUCCAAAUAUCAGUCCUCACAUCUUUCUAGACUAUGCAGAGAAUAUGAAGCGUUUGCAAGUGUGCUCAGAACACGGCUGCUUUUGCAAGUGUGCUUCGUAA
This is a messenger RNA of Microthlaspi erraticum, 1155 nucleotides long. The record is from the annotation of a GenBank genome assembly. NCBI's taxonomy places the organism in Eukaryota, Viridiplantae, Streptophyta, Magnoliopsida, Brassicales, Brassicaceae.